Molecule: messenger RNA, 794 nt
Organism: Monomorium pharaonis (pharaoh ant)
Lineage: Eukaryota; Metazoa; Arthropoda; Insecta; Hymenoptera; Formicidae
Exons: 2
Coding region: 65-736 (223 amino acids)
Source: RefSeq, a predicted model, not a curated record
UGGAUAUAUAAAUCUCUGGCAAACUUGUACGAAAGUUAUUGUACUCAUCUACAGCUGCGUUAAGAUGAGGUACAUAACAGUUCUGGUUGGCAUUUUGGCCAUUGUUGGUCUGGGACAAGCGCUCCCGAAAUUUGGUCCUCAGCAUACUGAGUUAGAAAAAGAAUUGAUGGACUUUAUAGAGCUUAUUCCAACAAACAAGGCUGUUGAAAUAAUAACCAAGUACAUGAACGAAGAUAAAAAAAUGCAAGAAGCUAUUCAGUACUUGUUUAAUACUGAAUUCCAUGCUCUUUUACGUGAGAUCGAAGCUCUUAAAGAACAUCAAGAUGUAGUAGUAUAUCUAGAGAAGGCUGGAUUGAGAGUUAUCCAAGGUAUCAAAGAGUUCCACAAGGUUAUUGGCAUGGGUGAUUAUGUGCCCCCUAAAAUACUGAGCAUUUUUGAAUCUCAAAUUGGAAUACAAAAGAUCGGUGAUGGAAUGAAAGGAAUGCUCGAGGAUCUUUAUAAUAUAUUACCUGUAGACAAAAUUGACGCUCUCUACAAGGAGAAGUUGCAAAAUUCCAAAGUUUUCGCCGAUUUUGUCGGAAAGUUAACGUCCCCAGAAAUGCAGCAAUUAAUCAAUAAUUUAUAUGCAAACCAAGUUUACAAAAAUUUUGUCGCAAAGACCAGAGAAAGGGGAUUGGAAUUGCAGGAACUGAAGAAAUUUACUAGCAGAAUAUUUGGCCUUAAGUUUCCGUACUAAAACUGAUAUAUGUAAUUUUAAACGCAUGUCUUAAACAUAUAUUUUUUAAUUUUAUAUU